AGUUGGAAGAACCAAUAUAGCCCAACAUAAAAUUGAUACAAGAAAUGCCGAUCCAAUUAGAAAAAAUUAUUAUCGAAUGACAAAGGAAGAACAGGAAUUUAUCGAUGGAGAAAUUAAGAAGAUGCUAUGUGAAGGAAUCAUUCAAGCAUCUGAUAGUCCAUGGGCAUCACCUGCAAUUCUU
Molecule: messenger RNA, 181 nt
Organism: Funneliformis caledonium
Lineage: Eukaryota; Fungi; Glomeromycota; Glomeromycetes; Glomerales; Glomeraceae
Source: the annotation of a GenBank genome assembly